Messenger RNA from Ilex paraguariensis (yerba mate), 1158 nucleotides. The record is from the annotation of a GenBank genome assembly. NCBI's taxonomy places the organism in Eukaryota, Viridiplantae, Streptophyta, Magnoliopsida, Aquifoliales, Aquifoliaceae.
AUGGGCCAAUUCUUGGGCAUACUGGCCCAUGGACUACCGUCGAUGGAAGUGAAGAUGAAGCCCAAACCGGUGACGAAUAGAGUUGCGACAAUCCCGAACAGAAUUCAAAUUACGAUUGUAGCGAUUAACACCGUGUCCAAACAGCCGGCCGGAAAAGCUCUCGUCAAUUCCACUGCAGCCAAGCUCAAUGGCCUCUAUAACGCAGCUCAAGCAGAGGUAAUCCCUGCAAAACCCAAAACCCUAAUUACCCCAUUGCUUACCAAUCUGACAAGAGCCACAACCCAAUCAUUCGUAAGAGAACUUGUCACCGAAACACGCCCUUGCCAGUCGGCGUUGCCAAAAAUCAUCGAGUUGUUCGCGGAUAAAUUGAGCUAUGUGGACACAAGGGCCAUGGAAGAUCUUAGAAAUAAGGUGUCGGUAUUGAAGGACGAAGUGUUGAGAAACUGUGAAGAAAGUCACAAGAUUGAAAGAGUAUUGGAAGAGAAGGGGGUUUCUUUAUUCCGGAGUUAUUCUGAUGGAUCUGCUUCGAUUGAGCUCUUGAAGCAAUUGGAUUCUUGGCCGCACUUAGCCCUUGAGGUUUUCAAUUGGAGAAGGAAGCAAGAAGACUAUAACAUUCCUAUGACAACAGAGGAGUAUGCCAAGGGAAUAAUGGUGGCUGGUAAACUGAAGAAUGUUGAUCUGGCGGGUGAGCUUUUCACAGAAGCUGCCAACAAGCGACUUAAGAAAACCUCCACUUAUAAUGCACUCAUGGGUGCUUAUAUGUUUAACGGUUUUGCCUGGAAGUGUCAAUUGUUGUUUCGAGACUUAAAGAGGGAAGUAUGCUGUAGUCCUACAAUUGUAACAUAUAAUAUUCUCAUUUCUGUCUUUGGUCACUUGAUGCUGGUUGACCACAUGGAGGCAACAUUUUCAGAGGUAAAAGAUUUGAAUAUCUUCCCUAAUGUGACUACAUAUAAUAAUUUAAUUGCUGGAUAUGUUACAGCAUGGAUGUGGGAUAAUGUGGAGAAGACUUAUAGGAUCAUGAAGGCAGGUCCCGUGAAGCCUGAUCUUACCACCCACUUGCUAAUGCUACGAGGGUAUGCACAUUCUGGUAAUUUGGAAAAGAUGGAAGAGAUUUAUGAGCUGGUGAAAAAUCACGUCAAUUGUUGGUCAGAGCUAUGA